UCGUACACUCGCCUAAACUUACUUCAUUUAUGAAUUUCACGUGAUCCAUCGAUAAUAUUCAAACUUCAAAUCGUUAGUGCAGACUAAUUCAUUUCAGUGAAGAAUAAUCCUUAAAUUAAAUCUAAAGUGAAGACCUGCGCAGACAUGGAUCCUUUCACGUUAGCUCUGUCCCUAAUUUCGAGUUUCCUUCUCAUAUAUUAUUACCUAUGGAAGCCUAUGACUCAUUUCAAGCACCUAGACAUCCCCCAUGAACCACCAAUCCCGAUCCUAGGCAACAUGACUCGAAGCCUAUUCCGUCGUAUUCCCAUGCACGAACACUUGGAACAGCUCUACCAUCGAUUCUCCCAUACCAAGUACUUUGGUUUCUACAAUUUCAUGACACCGGUAAUAGUGAUUCGCGAUCCCGAACUGAUCACCUCCAUCGCUGUGAAGAAUUUCGACCAUUUCUGCGACCAUCGUGGCUUCGUGGACGAAGAACAGGAUCCCUUGGUAGGGAAGAACCUGUUUGCCUUGCGAGGUGAUCAUUGGAGGGACAUGAGGAAACUACUGAGCCCUACGUUCACUGGCAGCAAGUUGAAGAUGAUGUUGAAUCUGAUCGAUGACUGCGCGGACAACUUCACGGACUUCGUCGCGGAUAGGUCGAAGGAGGGACAGGUGUUGGACACGAAGGAACUAGUGGGAAGGUACACCAACGACGUGGUGUCCAGUUGUAACUUUGGACUGACCGUGGACUCGAUGAGGAACCCGGAGAACGAGUUCUACUCGUUCGCUAAGGAAACCGUGGAUUUCAUGUCUUCCUUGUCACUGAAGUUCAUAAUUGGCAAGAAUUUUCCUCUGGUGUCCAAACUGUUGGGUAUCAGGAUGUUCACUGAAGAUGCACGCCAAUAUUUCCUGCGGAUUAUAGAUGACACGGUUCGGAUGAGGAAGGAAAAG
Eufriesea mexicana is the source of this 933-nucleotide messenger RNA. RefSeq names its product cytochrome P450 9e2-like. The annotation marks the transcript as partial. The record is from RefSeq and is a predicted model, not a curated record. The transcript has a single exon. NCBI's taxonomy places the organism in Eukaryota, Metazoa, Arthropoda, Insecta, Hymenoptera, Apidae. Gene Ontology annotation, molecular function: iron ion binding; monooxygenase activity; oxidoreductase activity, acting on paired donors, with incorporation or reduction of molecular oxygen.